AACCCAAAAAUAAUACAAAAAAUGUGAAAAUCACUAAAAAUAACCUAAAAUAACACGAAAUAUCAGUUUGCUACAAAUUGCGGCAGAAUUGUGCGAUUUUGACGCAAACUGUGUAAUUCCAUGCAAAUGACCUCAACUAAGCUUCUUUUGAACCUGAAUGAUGUUUACCAUGCCUUGAUAAUCAUCCAAGCUUCGAUUUGCUUGUUGCAUGUUGUUUUCAACCCAGAUAUGCUCAAUAAGGCCAUUUAAAACUUCACGCAUCUUAGCUGUAGCUCACAUGACUGGACCUCUUUGGGUGUGUAAUGGAUCACAUGACGUAGUAGAUAUGCUGUUGUCUUGACUCCCAUUGGUAAUAUUUUUUAACAGUUUGCAAGGAUGAUAGGGGUGUAUUGGUUAAGUCACCCUAAUUACCCUAUGACUAUGAUUAUAUAUGAUGAGUUUAAUUUUUAUAUGCAUUUAUCUACCCUUUUUGAGCCUAGAAUUUAAUAUUAUGGGUCCUUUGUAACUUAGUUUCACCUUUGUUUAUAUUAAUUUCAUUAUGUGUAGGUGGAAAUUAAGAUAUGAAUUAAUUUUGUAAUAAGUGACAAUUUGCACAUGUUAUAGUAAUUUAACCAUAUCUUUUUCUCUAGGUAUCGGAUUGAGAUGAUUCUUUAGGCGUUGGAAAGCUAAGAGGCAGAGCUACAAUUGAUGUUUUAUGAGCUUAACCCAGUUCUAGCUGUAUCAAUACAGAUUUUUGGUUGAA
This is a messenger RNA of Rubroshorea leprosula, 742 nucleotides long. The record is from the annotation of a GenBank genome assembly. Lineage: Eukaryota; Viridiplantae; Streptophyta; Magnoliopsida; Malvales; Dipterocarpaceae.